AUGCCUGCGUAUGGCACAACAUCUGUUGCCUUUGCCGCAGGCCCCACCAUCGUCUCCACUUUCCUGUCCCACUGCGUGACAUGGCCAACAAGGCAUGGCCGACCCAGAAACGCUGAAUCCUCUUCUGCCGCAGCCACAAGUCUCGAGACACUCCCAGGUAAUCAGCUUCGCUAUGAGGAGGGCCUCAACGUCGUCCGCAGCUUCCUCGACUUUUCGAGCCAUCACGGCGUGGAGGAGGUCCAGGGAUUCACUGCACAGCCCGUGCCCGUGCCGCGAUGGGUGCACCGCCAGGUAGUCACCAUUCCUGAAUCACAGAUCAACGAGGCUGCCGAUAUCCUUACGCGCCACCUCCAGUCUUACGGACCCGACGGAGGCGGCCUCAACCUCGUGGGUGGUGGGAAAUGGUGGCAGGUUCGCGGGCGAGAGCUCGAAGGUGAAUGGCUGGAGAUGCGCAAGGACUACGAGAAGCGUAAGGAGGCCAAGCUUCUAAAGCGCAAGAGUUGGAUGGGCGCCCUUCGAGGGCGUUAUGGAGCUGUCAAAGAUGGCAGUGGAGCUGACGUCGUCGGCGACCGUGUUAUUCUUUACAUUCAUGGCGGCGCAUUCUUCUUCUCAUCCUUGGACAUGCACAGAUAUCAGAUCCAGCGUCAUGCACGCAAGGCGGGCGCACGCGCGUUCGUACCAAACUAUCGUCUCAGCCCACAGUACCCUUUUCCAUGUGGCCUCCAGGACUCGAUUGCCGCUUACUUGUACCUCAUCGACCCGCCAGCCGGCCACCACGCGCCGAUCGCACCCGAGAACAUCAUUCUCAUGGGCGACUCAGCAGGCGGAGGCAUGUGCUUGUCGUUGCUGGUCGUGAUUCGUGAGAUGGGUCUGCCAAUGCCCGCUGCGGCAAGCCUUAUGUCGCCAUGGGUCGAUCUCACUCACUCGAUGCCAAGCAUCAUGCAGUGGGACGGAGGCGACUACAUUCCCAGCGUUGGUUUCCAUUAUCGUCCCAGCGAAGUGUGGCCGCCGAUUCCCGGUGAUGGAAUCAAGGUCGACUUGGACGGCAAGGAAGUCGCCGUCGACGACCAAAUUCAACUUUAUUGCCCCAACACUCUUUUGACCCAUCCACUUGUGUCCCCCAUCAACAACGGUUCUCUGGGAGGGCUGUGCCCCCUGUAUAUCUCAGCUGGCGGAGCCGAGCUUCUGCGGGACGAGAUCAUCUAUAUCGCCCACAAGGCAGCUCACCCGACCCAGUACCCACCGUCAGAGUUGACCCUCGCCGAGUACCCUAACGAGGCGGCUCUCGUGGAUAAGUACCCUCCAACCCACGUAGAGUUGCAGGUAUUCGAAGGCGCAUGUCAUGUUGCGACGACGCUCGCUUGGACACGCAGCGCCAAGCACAUCUUUAGGGGAACAGCCAACUUCAACAUCUGGGCAUUCAAAGACGCUGCGCAGAGUCGUACCUCAUCGGCCAUGCCUUCUCGAACAAACAGUGCGCCCAGCGCUCAGGAGCUGGGACUGAUGACCAUGUCGCCGAGCACGACUUCGUCCCUGCCAGAGCCGGCCAAGCGAGGGAGCACGGCCUCAGAGCCCGCUGAAGUGCCUUCUCAUCUGAGGACUUUACCGGACUCUCCCAUCCUCAAUGGGUCAGAUAUAGCUCAGUCACCUGUAGCCACGGGCGCUGCUACGCCUGCACCGUCUGCUGGCGACCUCACCGCUCUUCCAAUGUCUCGGCGUACCUCGGGAUCUGGAACCGACGGCGAAGAAGCUCCUCCCACGUCGAGCGACGAGGAAGUUGCGACUCCGAUGACACCGUCAGGGGGGCAUUUCAAGUACUUCAGGCACCCGCUUGGAGAGCACAUUUUAGUUCGCGGAUUCCGGCCAGCAUGGGCGGACGGUUUCAUGGUGGCGGAGCGCGUGAGCACACAUGGACGAAUCUCACCGAUGGAAAAGGAUGGCAUCCCUGCGCUUGACCCGGCCCUGCGGCCACAGAUUGGGCGAGUGACGGGUGCUGGCCCCAUCCGGACAUGGCUUAACAAGCGCGCGGAUUGGGACAAGAGGUACGCUAAGGAAUUGAAGCAGUACCGCGAGCUGCGAAUGGCAGAUCGCGCGAGGGCGGAAGAGCAAGGCUUCCUCACUCGUGAUCUGGCGGGCGAGCACCCUCCGCUUGCCUCCCUGGCUGGCCUCUCGAAUGCUAAUCUGGCGAGGCGGGUGGGCAAGAGCGUCGAUGCGCCGACGCACCGCGAGUCCAAGGCCGUCGCAUUGUGGGCUCACCUCGCCGAGGGUCCCGACAUCGAGGCGGUCAAGCGCGAGCGGAAGAGCGGGGAGGAAGACCGUGCCGCGAAGGAGAAGCGCAACGAGGGCGGCCGCAGCGCAGAGCAACGCGCGAAUGUCGCGCAGGCGCGCAAAAGUGUGGACCUAGGCCGCCGCAAGAGUGUGGAGCGCGCGAGCGGCGAGGGUCGCCGGCCGCUGUCCGCUGAACUGAGCAAGGAGACACGCAAGUCGCUGGACGGAGGUAAGGGGGAGGUGGAUGUGCCGGAGACGUUGGCUGAAGAGAAGGGGGAGAGCACGAGGGAGCAGCCCACAGACAACACACUCGAAGCAAAGCUCAAGCGUCUCGGCGUCUAG
Messenger RNA from Cutaneotrichosporon oleaginosum, 2610 nucleotides. RefSeq lists its product as uncharacterized. The record is from RefSeq and is a predicted model, not a curated record. Gene Ontology annotation, molecular function: lipase activity. Lineage: Eukaryota; Fungi; Basidiomycota; Tremellomycetes; Trichosporonales; Trichosporonaceae.